Messenger RNA from Empidonax traillii (willow flycatcher), 796 nucleotides. RefSeq names its product putative protein TPRXL. NCBI's taxonomy places the organism in Eukaryota, Metazoa, Chordata, Aves, Passeriformes, Tyrannidae. The annotation marks the transcript as partial. The record is from RefSeq and is a predicted model, not a curated record. The transcript is spliced from 2 exons.
AGCUCAGUUAGAUAAUUCCACACUUUGGAUACUUUGUCCUCAGCUCCAUAAAGUCAUUUGCUUCCCCAGGCCCUGGGAACUGCUCCUGUGCUCCUCCUGUGCAGCCGAGGGCACCCACAGACACUGCUCUGGCCUGAGGAACAGCAUAACCAGCUGGGAAUGUGACGGCUGUGCUGGUCUGGGAACGGCCUCCAGAGAUGAUUUGGAACUUGCUGGCCCCAGCACAGCCAGACUGUCAGGAUUGGAGCCUUCGGAGGUCUCCGGAGAACCUGAGACCAUCAGCCCCAACACAGGCAGCCUGGUGUUGUCAGGGCUGUCUCCCAGUUCUCCAGCACUGGACACCAUCAGCCCCAGCACCAGCAACCAGGUGCCAUCCCCUGGAUCUUCAGCUCCAGAGACCAACAACCUCCACACCAAACCACAGUCAACAUCGGAGCAGUCUCUGGAAUCUCCCUCACAGGAGACGAGCAGCUCCAGCCCUGACAGUCAGGUAACGUCGGGGUCAUUCCACAGCAGCUUCCCAGACACCGAGGACAGCAGCAGCUCCAGCAGUCGGAGGCCUGACCACCGGCGAAACCACUCCCACCGGCAACGUCGGGCACGCAGUGCACAGCUUCGGUCCAGAAGUCCCCACGACAGGACCCACGUGCCAGAACCAAGCCCUGGGAGGCGCAGGCCCAGGCUGACACAAUCAGGGGAAUCCCGCAGGCGAAACCGCUCCCGCCUGCAAAGUGAGACCCCAAAUCCUUCUGGCCGGUCCAGAAGUCGCCGUGACCGGAGCCGUGUGAGAGCACCG